Carassius carassius (crucian carp) is the source of this 1172-nucleotide messenger RNA. Its product is annotated as protein canopy homolog 2-like. Gene Ontology annotation, cellular component: endoplasmic reticulum. The transcript has 6 exons. The record is from RefSeq and is a predicted model, not a curated record. NCBI's taxonomy places the organism in Eukaryota, Metazoa, Chordata, Actinopteri, Cypriniformes, Cyprinidae. Bases 178 to 732 code for a protein of 184 amino acids.
UGUGUCACUCCAGAUCGGCUGGUGGCGGUAAUGCACCAAAGACAGCCAACACAACUCAUGAAGAAAAACCAGGCUCGCGGCAGAUCUCAGGUCAGCUGCUAAACUACAAUUACCCGAGUGUGCACGUCAUCAGUUCAAGAGCGCGUGAGUGCGGUGCAUUUAAAGCGAACGGUGGCAAUGGAAAGACAUUUUUACAUUGUUAUCAUCUGUGCAUUGGUGUCUUUGCACCUCCGGUUAGUCCAAGCAGCCAGACAGGGUCAAGACAUAAAAUGUGGAGCAUGCAGAGCAUUAGUGGAUGAAAUGGAGUGGGCCAUAUCACAAACCGAUCCCAAGAAAAUGAUUCAGACCGGAUCAUUUAGGAUUAAUCCUGAUGGCAGUCAGUCAGUAAGAGAGGUCCCCUUUUCCCGCUCUGAGAGUCAUCUGCUGGAACUGAUGGAAGAGGUUUGUGAGAAGAUGAACGAUUACGGUGAACGGGUUGACCCUGCCACCAACCGGAAGACAUACGUGAGACAUGCAUCCCGUGAUGGCACUGCCAUGGACCUUUCUGAUGUGGCCUUUGACUCCAGAGUCAGCUCUAGUUUAAAGUUUGCUUGUGAAACAAUCGUUGAGCAGCAUGAGGAUGAACUUAUUGAAUUCUUUGCUCAUGAGACGGACAACGUUAAAGACAAGCUCUGCAGUAAGAGGACAGAUCUCUGUGACCAUGCCUUGAAGAUACCUCAUGAUGAGUUAUAACAUGAGCCGAGCACAUCAUGACCGCUUUACCACUGGAAAACAAUGCGUUCACCUGUUCAACUUCAGACUGAUUCUCUUACUUGAGGACGCUGAACAUACAGAGAUCUAUUUAAGUGAUGUUAGGCAAAGCAUUACAAAUGUACUUGACCCUAUGGGUUCACUGUUCAACUAACGGCGUUACCAUCAAAACUGUUUAUUGUCAUUAAUUAAUUAAAGCUGACUUUCUACAGCUAAAAACGAGAUCUCUAUGAGUCUCUCCAAUGGCAUACUUUUAUAUUAAAAUGUCUUUGGAUGCACUUAGUUUUUAGUUUAGAAGAUAACUUGCAGUGUAUUUAUUGUAAGCACAGAUGGCACGCAUUUGGAGUUCCUGGUUCUAGUAGUGAUGAUGUGUCUGGAUGUUUUUUCAGAUCAUGAAUUUGAUCAGAUUACUAGUCCUUAAA